Molecule: messenger RNA, 587 nt
Organism: Acaulospora morrowiae
Lineage: Eukaryota; Fungi; Glomeromycota; Glomeromycetes; Diversisporales; Acaulosporaceae
Source: the annotation of a GenBank genome assembly
GACAAACCAACUUUGGAUCUAAAUUCUGUUACAUUGUUUGAAAUGUGCAUUAUAUUGAAAAGCAUUGCUUACCAACAAGAGCUUAUGAUUAUAGCAAUUAUUCAUUCUCCAUCACCACAGUUGUUUAAUAUAUUUGAUGAUUUCAUGUUGCUAGGAAAAGGAGGGAUGAUCAUAUAUUUUGCAGAUAGGCUUCAGAAUAUUUUGAUAUUUAUGAUGCUGGGUGUUACCUUUUGUGGGAUCAAUACCGAAACAAUAACUUUUGGAUAUGAGAAAGUCAUGUAUUUGCGUGAUAUGGCAGCGGGAAUAAGAACUGUUUUAUACUUUCUUGCUAAAGUUGUUACCGACAUUCCACAAAUUUUAUUGACAUCACUUAUGUAUUCAUUGGCAUUAAUAUUGUUCUAUGCAUAUCAAGCUCUAUUCUAUAAAGUCUAUUUAAUUGUUUUACUGUGCUAUAUGGCAACAUGGGAAAAACUGGGAUUAGCUGCCAAAGGGCUGGCUCUUGUCUAUGGUUUGAUUUUAAAUGAUGCCACCUCUAGAUUAGAAUUGGUCAUGUCUGACAACACCUACAAAUUUCUGAGAUGGUUGUG